This is a messenger RNA of Penicillium griseofulvum, 801 nucleotides long. RefSeq lists its product as uncharacterized. The record is from RefSeq and is a predicted model, not a curated record. The transcript is spliced from 2 exons. Bases 1 to 801 code for a protein of 266 amino acids. NCBI's taxonomy places the organism in Eukaryota, Fungi, Ascomycota, Eurotiomycetes, Eurotiales, Aspergillaceae.
AUGGACCCAGAUACCGGCAUCCCCGAACCCGAACCCUCCGUUUUCAACUAUGUGCUCUCCUUCCUACUCGUCGGCGUCGCAUGGGGCUUCACAACCCCCUUUAUCCGCCGCGCAGCGGCAGACUUCAACGCCCGACAAGAGAAGGCAAACAAAUCGAACUACUCUGGUCGCGGAAGAGGACACUCACAAGAGCCGGAAACAGUGUUCACGGAUGCGGGCGAGGAACAGGAAUUGCUCUCUCGGGGCGCACAAGAUAGUGACUCCGACGAGGAAGGCGUGCGGAGACGGAGUACGAGCAGCAGUGAUGUGAACCGGAAACCGAAGGCUGCUGGUGCCGAUACAGGACUGGAUGUUGGAAUUGCUGGACAGAGUGGAAGUGGCGGUAUUUCGGAAGCUAGGGAAGGCAGCGCAGAUGAAGAGCAGGAUGAUCUACCUUCGCCGGCGUGGAGACGGGGAGCCCCUAUGAAGCAGUCAUGGCUGCGCACCAAGAUUGUGUCUAUUUUCUGGACAGUUGUGAAUCUGCUUCGUACGCCUGCGUAUGCGAUUCCCUUGGUUAUCAACCUCACGGGUAGUAUUUGGUUCUUUUUGCUUGUUGGAAAACAUGGUCUGGAGUCGCUAAUCAGUUACUAUAUAGAACUCUCUUUGACUGUGCCGCUUGCGAACUCUAGUGCGUUUUUAUUUACUGUUCUUGGGGAGUGGUAUGUUGACCGCAAGGUGAUUGCGAAGGAGACAUGGUUGGGGAUGGGGCUGGUACUUGGAGGAAUUGCAUUAUGUGUGCAUUCUAAGAAUCAGGCUUCUUGA